AACCAAGUCUCUCUAACAUUGGUACAUUUGUGUAGCACUGAAAUACCAGCCACACAUUCCUACAAAAAGAGGAGGGAUCAUGAAACAAACUCCAUAGGACUUGAGGAAAUCAGGUGCACUGAACCGGCUCAUCUAACACCCGAAAAUAUCAUUGUUUAUAAAUUCCUUAUGAACAUCCUUCUUGCCAGUCUCUCUUUUAAACCAUGAAUGGAAGUAUCAACAUCUCUAAUGGGACAACAUCCUUGUCUGGACAAUGCCACCGAGACACCAGGAUAGCCCAUGUGGUAUUCCCGCUCUUGUACAGCAUACUUUUCCUCACUGGAUUUCUGCUGAACAGUUUGGCUGUGUUGGCUUUUUUCCAGAUUCCAACCUCUUCAAGUUUCAUUGUGUACCUUAAGAAUACCUUGGUUUCUGAUUUCAUAAUGACACUUAUGCUGCCUCUGAAAAUUCUAACGGAUUCAGAACUGGGGCUGUGGCAACUUAAAGCUUUCGUCUGCCGUUUCUCAGCUGUGAUAUUCUACAAUACCAUGUACAUAAGCAUAGUGCUCCUUGGACUUAUUUCUUUAGACAGGUUUCUCAAGAUCAUUCGGCCAUUUGGGAAGUUUUGGUUGCAUAAUGUCAGUUCAGCAAAAAUUAUUUCAGGGUUUGUCUGGUUCUUCUUUUUCGGCCUCUCCUUGCCAAAUAUGGUUUUGUCAAACCGUGAAGCCACACGUCUUUCUGUAAGGAAGUGUGCUUCCUUGAAGAGUCACUUGGGACUGAAAUGGCAUGAAGCUGUCAAUUACAUAUGCCAGCUCAUCUUCUGGACUGUGCUAAUCUUAAUUCUCCUGUUUUAUAUAAUUAUUGCUAAGAAGAUCUAUAGCUCUUAUAUAAAAACUCAGACAACAGAGUGCAAAAUCAAACAAAGAGCCAAAACCAAGGUAUUUAUAAUUGUAGCUGUUUUUUUCAUCUGCUUUGCCCCUUUUCAUUUUUCCCGUGUACCGUACACUCUUAGCCAGACUGGCAAAAAUAUUGACUGCAAUAUGCAGAACAAACUGUUCAUUGCUAAAGAAAGCACUCUCUGGUUAGCCACUGCAAAUAUAUGCAUGGACCCACUGAUAUACAUACUCCUGUGCCGACAAUUUGUUGAAAAAGCUUUCUGUGCUAAAUUACGGAAAUCUAGGUAUACAAUUCAAGAACCUCCAACUAUUGCACUGGACACUGGAAUAUCAGUAUAGACUUCUUAGUUGGUAACUUUUUCUUAUUCCAAAAAUUGCACUACAUCAUUGUCAAAUAAAAUACAUUUUAAUUUCAAAAGG
Messenger RNA from Rhineura floridana, 1295 nucleotides. It is a transcript of the gene P2RY13, whose product is annotated as purinergic receptor P2Y13. The transcript is spliced from 3 exons. NCBI's taxonomy places the organism in Eukaryota, Metazoa, Chordata, Lepidosauria, Squamata, Rhineuridae. Gene Ontology annotation, molecular function: G protein-coupled purinergic nucleotide receptor activity. Gene Ontology annotation, cellular component: membrane. Bases 204 to 1214 code for a protein of 336 amino acids. Gene Ontology annotation, biological process: G protein-coupled receptor signaling pathway; negative regulation of adenylate cyclase activity. The record is from RefSeq and is a predicted model, not a curated record.